GUGCUUUACGUAACUUUAUUUGGCUUGAGAAAUGAACACACACGUCCAAGUGUAUAGUAUUGUGUGCAGAAAGAAGGAGAAUGGUGAAACAUAGUGCGGUUAUGGUAGGGUCGCUAACUUUCCGCGUCCUCGUGUAACGCGGUGGGCCCGCUGCCCGGUAAAGAUUCCCGGGUCGGACUCCUUGCCGUUCUCACGGAGGGAGUGUAAUCAGUAUAUGAAAGCGUUGUUUGGAGCCGUUGAACAAAGAGCUUUUCUUCCCUCUACUAUUGUUACGGACUGGGACGGCUGGUAUCCCUCCGACCCAGAGGCGGUCUCGAACCGUAAAAGUGAGGGGUGCCCUGUGCUCCAGUCAUGACCUCUGGGAAUGGGAACACUAACAGCACCCAACACAAUGGAGAGAGUAAACGUGCCCAGGCCAUAGUCAAGUCUCACAUCCUCACCCAUCUCAUAGAAGGCUUCGUUAUCCAAGAGGGUGCAGAGCCUUUCCCUGUGGAACGUCCAUCUUUCUCAAUAGAGAAUCUAAGAAGAUAUACACCAGAUUCAAAGAUGGACAGCCUGUCAGCAAAGGAGGUAAAGGGCCAGCAGGAGCCCAUGCUCACCUGUGAAUUAUGCGGCAGGGUGGAUUUUGCCUACAUCUUCAAAAGGUCUAAGAGGUUCUGUUCUACAGUGUGUGCCAAACGUUACAAUGUGGGAUGCACAAAGCGAAUGGGUCUGUUCCCGAACCGCAAAACCACCCUGGAGAACAUGAAGAAGCAAAAAACUGUGAAUGGAAACCACAAAAACACCAUCAUAGAAUCUAAAAAGAAGACUGCUCCCUGUGUUCAGAAGCCUGCUGCUCACUCAGUCCACCCUGCACAGGGGGACUCAAAUCACUGUUCAGAUUUGUCCGUCUACAAAAGACCCCCGUCCCCUGUGUCAGCUUCCCAGCGCCUGCCUGUGACACAAGGCUCUGAGCUGCCACUGCUGCACCAUGGCUUCCUGCCCAGUGAUCCAGGGCAGUGGAACAUAGAGAACGUUUACAAGUUCAUCUCUUCUCUGCCAGGCUGCCUGGAAAUUGCCGAGGAGUUCCGCUCUCAGGAGAUCGACGGGCAGGCCCUGCUGCUGCUGAAGGAGGACCACCUAAUGGGAACCAUGAACAUCAAACUGGGGCCUGCACUCAAGAUCUUUGCUCAGAUCAGCAUGCUCAAAGACUCCUAGUCCAUCUCAUCCGAUACAUACAUAGCUCUCAAUGGCAGCUCAGCUAUUACUGGACUAACAGGACGUGCUCAGGAUUCCCCAUGUUAAAUAGUUCUCGGCUGAAUUCAGGUCCCAAGACAAUUUUCAUUGAUGGAUAUUUUGUAACUGUCUUCUGACCUAAUGGACGUCAGCUCCAACGUUUACACUGAAAACUUCACUGUGGCACAAGUUCACUGUGCCCUGUGGUUGGGAGGGCUGCUGUGUUAGCUAGGCAGUGUAGAAAAAAGUUUGAUUACAAAUACAUUUAGUUUUUUAUAGUGUUUUUUGUUCCUUAGGUUUAGCAUUUAAUUUGUUUUGGAGCGUGACUGUGAAGAUUUCAAACGUGUGCCUACCAUUUCAGUAAAAUACACUUUAUUCAAGACUGAA
This is a messenger RNA of Oreochromis niloticus (Nile tilapia), 1602 nucleotides long. RefSeq names its product polyhomeotic homolog 2a (Drosophila) (gene phc2a). Bases 352 to 1197 code for a protein of 281 amino acids. Gene Ontology annotation, molecular function: zinc ion binding; chromatin binding; histone binding. The transcript is spliced from 7 exons. NCBI's taxonomy places the organism in Eukaryota, Metazoa, Chordata, Actinopteri, Cichliformes, Cichlidae. Gene Ontology annotation, cellular component: PRC1 complex; nucleus. Gene Ontology annotation, biological process: negative regulation of DNA-templated transcription. The record is from RefSeq and is a predicted model, not a curated record.